Messenger RNA from Halteromyces radiatus, 4434 nucleotides. RefSeq lists its product as uncharacterized. Gene Ontology annotation, biological process: endosomal transport; endocytosis. The coding region runs from base 83 to 4294 and encodes 1403 amino acids. The record is from RefSeq and is a predicted model, not a curated record. Gene Ontology annotation, cellular component: cytoplasm; plasma membrane. NCBI's taxonomy places the organism in Eukaryota, Fungi, Mucoromycota, Mucoromycetes, Mucorales, Cunninghamellaceae. Gene Ontology annotation, molecular function: protein binding; calcium ion binding. The transcript has 7 exons.
UUCUUCACUAAACUCGUCUUUUUAUUCUCUUUCUUUUCUUUUCUUUUUCUUUUUAUUUAUUUUUAUAUCUUAUUCAUCCAAAAUGAGUUCCCAAGAUAACUGGGAAAACAGUUUGGUGGACAACGAUCAAGAUUAUUAUCAACAAUUAUAUCAAUACCAAUGUAUAAACAAGUCUCAAGAUGAUAUGGUUCAAUUCUUACGAAAAGCUCGCGAUAUAUCGGCUCAACAGUUAAACCAGAUAUUAGGUGCUGCAUUCCAACCCAAUAUGAAACAGCAGAAAGAUAAUAAUAAAAAAUCCUUUUUUAUUGCUUUGAAAUUGAUUGCCUGUGCCCAAAAUGGUAUCAAUCCUUCAAGUCCAAUUCUUUCUACAAAUACUCCUUUACCCGUAUUUGAUGACUAUGAAAUUAUAUCUACUAAGGAUCGACAAAAGUAUCUACGUAUUUUUCAUGCUUCAGGUCCUACUGAUGGAUUAAUCCCUGGUGACAAGGCAAUGAAGAUUUUGAUGCGAUCAAAACUUCCUGUAUCAUUACUUAGUCAUAUUUGGAAUCUUGCUGAUAUUGAACGACAAGGUAAAUUGGAUUCGAUUGGAUUUGUGAUUGCAAUGCAUUACGUAGCAAAAUGUAUGUCUGGUAAUACCACUUUACCUCAUGCGAAUGCUCCAGACUCUAUUCUUGUAUCAGCACGUGGUGAACCUCCUUCCUUGGCAUCAACAACAACUUCUCCAUCUCGUACCACUCUAUCGCCACCACCUAUUCCUGAAACUCAUUCUCGCACUUCUGAUGACUAUUCUCAACUCUUUUCUCCUUUGCCUCAUCAUCAUCCUUGGAAGGUGGAUAACACUGAAUAUCAUGGUUACAUUGAUGCUUUCAAAAGGAUCGAUAGUCAAAACAAAGGUUAUAUUGAAGGUAAUCAAGCUGUUGGAUUCUUCAAUCAUUCAAACUUGUCCCCUUCCGAUUUGGCCGCGAUUUGGGAUUUGGCUGACACUCAAAACCGUGGUAAACUAGAUCAAGAUGAAUUUGCUAUUGCUAUGCACCUUAUCAGACGAGUUCGAGCUGGUGAUUCCCUUCCAGCUAUCCUGCCUGACUCAUUGCUGUCACCUACCCAUAACGAAAUCCAGGACAAGGAAGUACUGGAAAAUAAAGUCAGUCAAUUACAACAAUCGAUCACCAAUGAACAACAAAAAGCAGCUGAACUACAACAAAAUAUCAAGGAACAAGAUACAGUGGUGACUGAACUUCAAAAACAAAUGACUAGUUUGGAGCAAUCUCUACAAGAAGCCAUUAAACAAAAAUCAGAUCUGCAGGCUACUUUGGAUUUACUCAACAAAUCAGAACAUGAUAAACGUCACAAGAUUGCCAUACUGGAAAAGGAAUAUAACAACACACAAACUCAACUGAUAUCAUUGAAAACGAUAUAUCAACAAAAGCUUGCUAUGGCUGGGGUUUCUGAUAGUCAAUUGGCUGCCGCUCAAAGUCUCAGGAAUAAAUCAGCAGAAGAACUAGCUCUUGCUCAAGCUGGUCAAUUUGACAAACUUGCAGGUAAUAAUAAAGUCAAUGGAAGAAAAAAAAGGAAAAGAAAAAAAGAAAGAUUUUUUUUUUGUAUUCACUUGUAUUGUUUUCUAGAUAUGUCGCCCAAAUCUAACGAUGCUCCUCCUCCACCACCGCCUUCCAGUCGUCAUCAUCGUACUCAAAGUGUCCGUGCUCAACCUACUGGAGGUUCUUCAGCCAAAAAGCCACCAGCACCACCUCCAUCCAAAAAGAAACGUUCUCCAAUGUCACCUACUUCACCUACUUCACCAUCUCUCAAUAUUGAUGAUAUACCAAUAUCCAACGAAACUGGAUCAGAAACCGGUCAUCCAAGUUCAAUUACAGCAUCUGUAUCAGCUGGUAUUGCUUCAGUGGUAGCUUCCGCAACAUUAGGCAACGUCAUUGCUUCUUCUCUUAAAGAUAAUUCCACGACAUCUGAACUUGACAUACAAAGUGAAACUGACAAACAACGUUCUGUCGAUACUACGAAGGAUACACAAGAAUCACAAGCUCCUGUAUACGAAUCACUGGACCAGAAUGACAAAGCAACUCUUCCCAAUAAUAUGGAUAUGGAUAAAAAAUUCAACAAUACAGAAGGCCACGACAAGGAGGAUCAUAGUGUAGAAACUACUCCAGUGAUGAAAGACGAGAUUCCAGCAGAAGCGACAUCAAUCAUCACCGACGCAAAGGACGACAGCAAGGAUACACCAUCUGACGUUACUGAUUUUGAAACUGUGAAUGUCAGCAAGGAAUCAUCAUCGGGUGCUAUCAUAAGCGACAACAGCAACGAUAUCAAGGACAUGCCUACAGAAAUUAGUAAUGACAACGACGAAAACAAUAUUAUUAAGGAUAUUCCACAGGAAGCAACUGACAACAAAAAUGCAGACAACACCAUCAAGGAUACCGCAAUGGGAACUGGUGAUAUUAGUAAACCUGAGGAAUCUAUUCCUGUCGCUGAUAUUGACGAAACUGGACGUGGAAAGAAUACUUCACUGUUGGCUGAUAGUGAUGAUAACAAAUAUAUGGACCUUACCCGAACUGAAACAACUGUGGAAGCUGACAAUGAACCCAAGGAAACAAUAAUAUCAACAAAAAAAACUGAUGAUGAGAAGGCACUUACAAAGGAUGAACAUCAUGGCGAACAUAUUCCUACUGAGGAUCUUUUGGACAAGAAGGACACAAGCAUAGACCAAAAGGAAUCGAAGGAUGAUGAUCAACAUAUCGAGCCAUCAACAAUUCACCAGGAUGAGCCAAAGGAAGAUCAACAUAUUGAUGACACUAUCACUCACGAAGAUCAAGCUUAUCCACAGACUAGGCGAUCUGAAUCUGACGAUACUCAACAACAACAACAACAACAACAGCAACAACAACAACAACAACUGACAGAAGACAACAUCCACACUGAAGGGGGCAGCAAAGAUGUUACAACUGGUUCACCAGAAAUAUUUACUGCAACAACAACAGCAUCAGGUAGUUUGAAAGGUGACGACCAUGAUUUCGAAGUAGUGGAAAAUGCAUCUACAUCAUCCUCUUUUAUGUCUGCAAGUAUGGGACCUGAUGACGAAGGUAUGGAUGAAUUUGAUGCUGCUUUCUCUGAAACACUUCCUGAUGCCAAGAUGGUUUCCUCUAAUGCCAAUACGACGACUACCAAUGCUACCGGUGCAACAACAUCUACUACAGUUCCAGAGGGUUUUGGUGGUAACUUUUAUGGCGAUGACGACUUUGAUGAAGCUUUUGGACCCAAAAAGUUCAAUCCAACUCCUCAACAAACCUUACCAACCGUUCCAGCUGAACAAGAUCAACAAUCCAACAAAGUCAACAAUGAUCCAUUUGGAGUGAUGAAUGGUGAUCAACAUGUUAAUGCUUUUGCCGAUGCUUUUACACCUUCAUCUACAGUUGAACCAAAGGAUUUUGGAAAGUCUUCUGACAGUUUUGCCGAUAACUUUAUCACGACUGAAUCUCAGAAUAUCCCAAAGAUCGAUCAACAAAGCAACACCUCUUCUACUAUCCCUACUUUUGGCAAUUUCCGAGAACUGGUGACUUCUCCUGAACAAGUUGUUGAAUCCAAUCCAUUUGAUGAACCAUCUUUUGAACACCAUUGGACUGCUGAUAAAGAUCAACAACAGACAACGACGAUUUCUACUCAACCAACCACUCAGCAGAAGGAUACAGUUCAACAACCCAUUGAUGAAUGGAGAAACAGCACGGGUAUUGGAUCGACACCUUCUAUCAGCGAAUCCUCUCUAUUCAACCAAUCAUCAGCCAUCCAUAACCAAACAGCAUCCACUACACAACCUGUAUCAGUGAUGGCCACAUCAGCAGUAGAUGCAUCACCUUCUGUGUCUACGGCGUCCAUAACGCAGUCAGAUCAACCAUCGCAGCCACCACCAUCCUUAUCUACCGAUAGACAAUCAACAACAAAACCUGUGGACGAAGGCCAAUCUACAAAGACCAAACACAAAGGACUAUUCUCAUUAUCAUCCAUGCUUCCUAAACAAAAAGGAAAGAAAUCCAAAUCCAAGUCGACCAAGAAAGACAAAUCAUCAAGUGAACAACAUCCCCAACCAUAUUUACAAGCUCCUUCUUUGGAAAACUUACCUGCUAUGUCGGAUCAAGAAGUCAUGGCCAAUCUACGUGAUUUUGGUACUGAUAGUGAAUCCAUGACUACGCUGACCAACAUGGGCUUCACUAUUGAACAAGCAAAAGAAGCAUUGGAACGAUAUGAUUACGAUGUACAAAAGGCCACCAACUUUUUAUUGGAUCAAUAAAGUUCAUUCUUGUUAUUAUUAGUUGGUUUUUAUAUAUUAUUACUGCAUUGAUUGUAGUUGUAAUCUGUAGUAUUUUUUUUUAUUUUUUAUUUUUUAUUUUUAUUAUUUUCUCAAUAAAGGUUUACAGUUUGAUUUAAAAA